UUUUCCUCCAGUGGAGGCCACAACACACACUUUUCACUGAUUUGCACAUUAGGUUUGGCUGACGUGUUUCCUGACACCUCCCUGCAUUUUAUCCGGGCUGGGGACACGAUUGUUUACGAAAUUUAAAGUUUUUUCGUUUUUUUUCCUCGAUCUUUUGGCUCGGACCUUCUAUGACUCCUUCUAUCUCCGGGUGCACCUGCGUCUGAACCACAGCCCUCCUCUGAUUGGCUCUUCUCUCUUAGGGGCGGGAUCUCCGUAAGAAGCUGGCCCGCUGAUUGGACACCGGGGCUGUCCUUCAAAGCGGAUGCGUCUACCUGCCACUUCCUGCUGGUCGUUGUUAUUCAAUUUCACUUUUGUUUUUCUGAAGGCGUCGCGGAGCUUGUUGACGCGUCGGUGUCGUUGGGCUCGGUGGUUCGGUCGCCAUGGCCCGGCUGGAGUCCAGAUGAGGAACCAGCUCGGGUAGACGCCGCGUGAGCUUCUGCGUCUGGCGCUGUUAUGGUUCCCCCAGCCGCGAUGCUGUCCUCUGGAUAAGCAGGACAACGGCGGCCGGGAAGGACUGACCGCAGGAACGGCAUGGAGUGGAAGUCAUUUGUGCCCCAAGCUGAAGGCCUCUGUAGCCCCGACCUGUGCAGUCCACCAGUGCCUUUGUGAGCAUGUAUCGCAGAAACGGGCUUUUGGAUGGCACCAGCAUCAACUCAGUCACCUCAGAGGCAAGCAGCAGUUCAUGCUCCUUGGAUGGACCUUAUGUGGACUGCGCUAAGAGCUACGAUGCAGUCGUCUUCGACGUGCUUAAGGUGACACCUGAGGAGUUUGCAAGCCAAAUUACUCUGAUGGAUGCUCCAGUUUUUAAAGCUAUUCAACCAGAGGAGCUUGCAAGCUGUGGAUGGAAUGGAAAGGAGAAGCACAGGUUGGCUCCAAAUGUGGUUGCAUUUACACGCCGCUUCAAUCAGGUGAGCUUUUGGCUGGUGAGAGAAAUCUUAACGGUCCAAACGCUGAAAAUCCGAGCGGAAAUACUGAGCCAUUUUAUCAAAAUAGCUAAGAAACUGUUGGAGUUGAACAAUCUUCAUUCUCUGGUGUCGAUCGUUUCUGCUCUGCAGAGUGCACCCAUCUUUAGACUGGACAAAACCUGGGCGUUGAUCAGCCGGAAAGACAAAGCCACAUAUGAGAAGCUGAAUUACUUGACCUCAAAGGAAGAGAACUACAUCCGCAUGCGAGAAUACAUCUGCUCCCUGAAGAUGGUGCCCUGCAUACCUUACCUUGGGAUCUACCUGUUUGAUAUGAUCUACAUUGACUCCGCCUACCCUGCGUCAGGCAGCAUGAUGGAGACAGAGCAGCGGACCAAUCAGAUGAACAACCUCCUCAGAGUCAUCUCCGACCUGCAGAUGUCAUGUAACUAUGAUCACCUGAUAACCUUGCCUCACGUCCAGAAGUAUCUGAUGUCGGUUCGCUACAUCGAGGAACUUCAGAAGUUUGUAGAGGAUGACAACUUCAAAUUAUCCCUAAAGAUUGAACCUGGCAAAAGGUCCCCACGCAUUGCAUCCUCCAAAGAAGACCUGGCGGAUCUCUCUGAGGUCUCUGCUACUUUACGGUACAACCGCCGACCUACCUGUCCAGAGGCGUCUAUGGAGCUGCACAUCCCCACGCCUCCACCGGCUCAUCACAGGAAGAGUCACAGUUUGGGAAACAACAUGAUGUGUCAGUACGGCAUGUCACAAAGCAGAAGUGCCACCUUCACCAUAGACAAGGAGCGCCACCUGCUGGACGGCAGCUUCCUGGAGUCUCAGAGUCCAGCCAGACGGGAUCCAUACACCACCUCUGUGUCCAACGGCCUGUCAUUGAGCAGCAGUGCCAGCUCGUUUGGGGAGGAGCUCUCACCCACAAUCCAGAGGGGCCGCAUGUACGCCACUCUGGGCCCGAAUUGGAAGGUUCCGCUUCGCCCGUCCCCCCGAAACCGAAGCUACUUUUACAGCGCCACUGCUGCAGUGUCCUGCCACAGAUGCUGCGAGGCCAAAAGUGUGACCUUUGAAGGACCCGUACGACGGAAAACGCUGCUCAAGGAGGGGCGAAAGCCCAAGCUCUCGUCGUGGACCAGGUUUUGGAUCAGCCUGUCUGGAUCUACACUCAUAUUCUAUAGUGCCAAAGCACUGAGGGCCUCUGAGAGGAAACAUUACAAGUCCACGCCCUGUAAGAAGGUUUGUGUGACGGGGUGGAUGGUCGUGCUGCCAGAUGACCCGGACAGACCCAACAUCUUCCAGCUAAAUGACCCAGAUAGAGGAAAUGUUUACAAGUUCCAGACGGGGUCCCGGUUCUCCGCCAUCGUCUGGCACAAAAACCUGGAGGAGGCUUGUAGGAGUUAUAAGUCCCAGAUACCAGCUAACCUCAUGUCGUUUGAAUGAAGGAGGCGUUGCCCACAGGACACUCUAAAGCCAACUCCAAUCAUUGGGAAGACUUCUGAACCUCCAGACUUGGAUGGCGUCUGCCUCUGCGGGACAGCCCGAAACCUGGCCGCUGAACGGCUCCGUGACACUGGCUUUGUGACUGUAACGUUAGCAUAUUUUGUCCGUUGUUGCUUUUUUAUAAAAAUCCCAACAUCUGAAGACUUUGAUAAGGUGCUCUAUUGAUGGCACUCCUCUAUCGUUUUCUUAACCUGCUGUGAACAUGUGAGCAAGCACAAGGAGUUCCUGCCUGUGUGGAGCUUCUGAUCUGAGGGAGUUUUUUUUUGUGCAUUUGAGCACAAAUGUGGAGAACCGUUUGAGCACUUUAGGGCGGAUCUUUGGUUCCAUCACAGUAUUCCACAGCCUUUAGACACUGAAGACUUAGAAAUAAUGGGACUGCUUUUGCAAGAGGAAAAAGGUUCAUUUCAACAGCAUGACAGGAAACUUUCUGUUCUCGUCUGGAGAUCACCUCUUCAUGUAUGUAUAUGGUAAUGAGUACCAUGGUGUCAGUGUGUGAACGUCUUUCUUUGAAACAAAUUAUUGCUUUAUGGGUCCUUGUGGCAAUUUGCUGCGGGUUUGUGAAGUCCCAGCCUGAUGUUAAAGGAGCAGCUUCGUGCCAAAUCAGGGUGGAUGAGGCCUUCAGAGCUCCACGUCCACUUUCUCAUUUCACACCUUGUUGGGAAUCUCCAGAAGUUCCGAGAUUUUUCCUCACUGGGUGAUAAGUUGCUGUCUGUGCAUUGGUCCUGUCGACGAGUGUCUUAUUGCUGUCACUGGGGUUUAAGUUCCUCCUAAAGUCCCACUCCGAUCACCUUUGGAUCUGUUUUCAAAUAUGAUGAUGAUGUUUUUAUCUGUAAUCGAAAAACUUUUCUAGAACGUAGUUUCUGCAGAGCAGCAUAGGAAUUCACCUCGGAGUUGUGGGCGCUGUUGACGCUAAGCAACACCGCCCCCCCUUCCCGUCCCUGUUGCUGGCCCCGCCCAGUGAAUUUUUUGACUUCACAAAUAAGUCUUUUUAUUUUGCUCCUGAUUUACAACAAUUUGAAUGAAAAAAAUACAAUUUUCUGUAAAUAUGUCCUCAAUCACCAGAUAAUUGAAUAUGUUAAAACACCGUUUUCAUUAAGGAAGGAGGAUCAACACACUCUUCUCCUAAACAGAAUCCUGGACGAACUGUUUUAGUGUUCUUAUUUCAGAGACUAUUUGCCACAUUUUUUGUAAAGAAACAGCAAAAAAACAAGUAAGUAUGGUGGAAAUAUACUUAUUUAAGUGUUUUUGUUUCAUUUGCUGUUCAGCCUAUAGAUAAGCUGUCUGAAAUGACCCCCCCCCCCCUCUUGCUGUUCCUGUGGACCUUGUGCUGGUCUGUCCAGAUGCUCAGCAGGCGUGUGAAUGCCCACAGAACGGGUCAUGAUAGAAACUCAAGGGUCUGUGACCCAAAAGUUCUGAGACCAGGAAGAUCUUAAAGCUGUUUGUAGACAUGAUAGUCGAUGCCAAGGGAGAGGAGGAGGACAAUCCAAUUCUGACAAACCCGGUCGGCCUGCUUCCACGAGCGCUGUUGGAGCAACAUAAAGUUAUGGAAACCAAUCCCUAGAUCGGUGUGAAUCUGAUCUAGAUCUCGUUGAUCUAGAUUCCUGCCUUUACCUGGUACCCAAAGGGGUUUUCCACAUUGGUCAGCGUCACAUUUGCAGAGUAAAAAUGAUAAAAACAAAUGUUAAAUUUGGUCAAAGAGUUAGCAGGAGGUGGGCUGAAACUCAGUCUUGCUUUAUGGGCCCUGGACCUGAGUCGUGGCCCCCUGCUGUGGGUUUGUAAAAAAUGGUUAAAAACAGUAUUAAAGAAGGGAUUGAUGAGUUUCACUCUGGGUGGACACGUCUUUGUGUCCUCUCUGCACUGAGGAAAAUGGUUGCUUAAAUGUUCAAGUGAAGAACUACAUUUUUAGAAAUGAAUUAUGUGUAAAUAAUUAUAUUUUAUUUUUUUUACUUUUCAAAGGCAGAAAAAACAGACUCUGUGAUAUUAAACCCUAAAAGAAAUUGACUUUUGUGGUGAAAGGACAUGAAAGUGAGACCUUUGCUUUGAUCCUUGACUGUUUAUGAGAACUGGAGUGAGUGACCCCGCCCAUUUUUUUCAAGAUUUUUUUUAGCUGUAUUGAAAGUUAUAAACUGACCAAUCAGAUGCUUGAAUAAAAGUAGGAGGUGCCCACUGGUCAAACGUUUGAGGUGUUUGAGCGAUUCUCCUGAUCCUGUCUCAAGUGGUAAGGCUGCAGCUUUCUAACAAGCUCACUCCUGAUUGGUCAGAGUGGUUGCCAUAGAAAUGUUUACUCAGACCAACUUGGACCAAUCAUUGCUUACUGACAAUUCCUGGUUCCAACAUGUGUCUAGAAAAAAAUUGACUUCCUUUCAUUGGAAGCCGUUUUCUAUGGGUGACAUCACACUAACUCAAUCCAGUUCUAUUAUACAAUCAAUGAUCCGGAAUUUCUGCAUCCCCUUAAACUUCAUAGGAAUAGAUUUUUUUAGGCAAAGGGAAUGAAAGCUUUCCUCAGGGCUUAUUUCACUGAUAGACCCACUCCAGUCCACACUCUGUAAGAUGAGCAGCUUCAUAAGACUAAACCCUGAAGUCGUUACCUGGGCGACCGGGAAGCCCCAUGAGGGUAAACGUCCCGCUGAACCCGAGCCAGAGGAGCUUGUGAGAGCAAACCGAGGACUGAUGUUUACACCUUUUCACUUUUCCACCAUCCCACUAUACCAAGCCAACUAUACUUGCUUAUUUUGUGUGAACAAAGUUAGUGUAAACAAGUGUACAUUCAAUAAAAAUGAUUGUUGAAAGUGUUGUCAUGCUGGUUUUACACACUCCCACCGAUCCUCUCAGAAUAGUUCUGAGCUUUCAGUGUCUUUUCCUUUUGAAACACGUGUAGCCAUGAACAGUCUGUGACUUGCUAUAUUAUCCUGUUUGCUUUUUAUUUUUUUCUGUAUAUGCCCUAAGAUUAAUUUUAUUGUGCUAUGUAAAUAAACAAGUACAAAUGGA
Oryzias melastigma (Indian medaka) is the source of this 5444-nucleotide messenger RNA. It is a transcript of the gene ralgps1, whose product is annotated as Ral GEF with PH domain and SH3 binding motif 1. Gene Ontology annotation, cellular component: plasma membrane. Gene Ontology annotation, biological process: Ras protein signal transduction; positive regulation of GTPase activity. The record is from RefSeq and is a predicted model, not a curated record. Gene Ontology annotation, molecular function: guanyl-nucleotide exchange factor activity. Lineage: Eukaryota; Metazoa; Chordata; Actinopteri; Beloniformes; Adrianichthyidae. The transcript is spliced from 20 exons. The coding region runs from base 654 to 2396 and encodes 580 amino acids.